AUGUCGCUUGCUGAGAUAUCGUCCGCAAAUGACGCGCACGUGGUUGCGGUCGCGCAUAACGGCAAGCUGGAAUCUGAAGUCUGCGCCAAUGAGAUCUCUGACUCUGAGGCUUCGCAACAUGUCGACUCGGACCAUGGACGGCUACCAUACCCAGAGCUCUUGCAAGCGCUGACACUGGAGGAAAAGGUCGCUCUACUUUCAGGCUCAGACUUUGUGCGCUCCACUGGCAUCCCUCGACUGGAUAUUCCGCCUCUCAAGAUUGUCGACUCAAUCAACGGCGUCAAAGGCUCGGACCUCCACCACGGAACCCCCACCGCUGUCUUUCCCAGCUCAACACUAUACGGCUCGACAUGGAACAACGCGCUGAUGGAAGAGCUAGGCGCGUGCCUUGCCCAGCAAGCAAAGCUCAAGUCCGCGCAGGUGAUUCUCGGUCCAACGAUUAAUAUCCACCGGGAUCCGCGUGGCGGCCGGAACUUCGAGUGCUUCAGUGAGGAUCCGCUACUCUCGGGACAGCUGGCGGCAGCGAUUGUGCGUGGCAUACAGUCACAGGGAUUGGCCGCGUGCCCAAAACACUUUGCGUGCAAUGAAAGUGAGUUUAAGAGGAGGAGCUAUGAUGUCGCGGAGGACUAUAACGGACGGACGGUGCGCGAAAUCUAUCUUGCGGCGUUCCAGGAACUGCUAAGAGGCUGUGAGCCGGCGGCUUUGAUGAUUAGCUAUAACAAACUAAAUGGUGUGCAUACGACGGAGAGCCCCUUUCUCAAAGAUAUGCUGCGCGACGAAUGGAAAUACAAUGGUUGCCUGGUCUCCGACUGGUUCGCGACAAAGUCAACCGCUGCGUCCAUGAAUGCCGGUCUGGAUCUAGAAAUGCCUGGGCCGACGGUGUUUCGCGGUCAGAGGCUGAUAGAUGCAGUGCGAGAUGGACUUGUUGAAGAAAAGGCCGUGGACGAAAGUGCUGCACGUGUUCUUGCUCUCGUUGAGGCGGCUAGGAGCAGCGUAUCUGGUGCGCCUGAACGCUCUGAGAUCCGGCCAGAGACCAAUGCUCUCGCCCUGAGGAUUGCCUCCGAGGGAAUUGUCCUCCUAAAGAGCGAUCAUUACGUCCUGCCCCUGGAUAUGCGACGUGCGCCAAAAAUAGCCGUGGUCGGAGUACCCGCCACAGAACCCGUUAUCAGCGGCGGAGGCAGUGCGAGUGCGCCGCCUCAGUACAUUCAACGGCCGCUUGAUUGUCUCCGGGAAGCUCACCCUGUGCCAUCGCUGAUCCAGUAUGUUCGGGGUGUCAACACGAACCGGAUAGUUCCCACUGUGCCCCUCGCCCAGACGAUGUCUCAAACCGGCGAGCCUGGGUUCGAUAUUGCAUACUACAACAGCGGAUGCGAUGAGCCUGCAUAUACGGAGAGACAGGCGGUCCCCGUCGUAGCAAUGGUCCGCGACUUGAAGCCCGGACUGGAGGAGACGGGUUUCCGGUACGAGAUCUCGACAACUAUUACGCCCGCCAGCACGGGAGUGCACACCUUGGCGGCACGAGUGACGGGUGCUUUCUUGCUGUUUGUGGACAACGAGCUGGUUGGGUCGCUAUCCGAGCAAGCCGAGGUCUCGAUGGAAGACUUUCUCUUCGAGCCGGCGCGGCUGGAGCACAGGAUUUCCGUGCCGAUGGUUGCCGGGAAAUCCUACCACGUCCGCCUCGUGACAAAUGCUCGAAUUCCCAAGGAGAACGACUACGAGCCCACACCCCACGGUGCAGUCCUCUGCUACGAGGAGUAUGUCAACGAGCGCGCCAGCAUCGCGGAAGCCGUGCAGGCAGCCUCCUCUGCCGACGUGAGCAUCAUCUUCGCCGGCCGAAACCACGAAUACGAGUCCGAGGGGUUUGAUCUGGUGUCCAACAGCCUUCCCGACGCACAAGUCAAGCUCAUCAAGGCAGUGGCCGCUGUUUCGCACCGGACAGUCCUGGUUCUGAAUUGCGGCAACCCAAUCAAUGUUUCACCGUUUGUCGAUGACGUUGAUGCAGUUUUGAAUGCGCACUUUCCUGGUCAAGAAGGCGGGCAGGCAGUUACCGACAUCCUGACCGGAAAGACAAAUCCCAGCGGUCGGCUUGCGACGACUUGGCCGAAGCAAUUCGACCAGGAACAUGUACCGAGUUUCGACCACUUCCCGGCAAGACUGACCGACGAUGGAUAUAAGAUUCAAUACGCUGAAGGGGUUCAGGUCGGCUAUCGGCAUCCGGGUGUCGAGCGCACCGCUCAGUGGCAGUUCGGAUUCGGGCUGUCAUACACCACGUUUGAGUAUUCCGAGCUUGUUAUUAGCGAGGUGGCGCAUGCUAGCAUAACUGUCUCAAUUGGGGUCAAGAAUACGGGCAUAUACCCCGGCCACGAAGUGGUGCAGGCGUUUGUAGUCCCACCGAAGGCGAACGUCUGGCGGCCUGCGCGCGAACUGAAGGGGUAUGCUAAGGUCUGGCUACUUCCCGGGGAGGCGAGAAGAGUCAGUAUAGAGCUGCAGAAGAAGGAUGCGUUUAGUUACUGGGAUGAAGCUAUUAAACAGUGGAAGGUGGAGGCGGGGACAUACCGGCUAGUGGCAGGACCACUUAGCGAGGCUUGGACUGUGGAGAAAGAAGUGACUUGGUCGGGGAGAUAG
Messenger RNA from Aspergillus mulundensis, 2625 nucleotides. RefSeq names its product glycoside hydrolase family 3 protein. NCBI's taxonomy places the organism in Eukaryota, Fungi, Ascomycota, Eurotiomycetes, Eurotiales, Aspergillaceae. Gene Ontology annotation, molecular function: beta-glucosidase activity. The record is from RefSeq and is a predicted model, not a curated record. The coding region runs from base 1 to 2625 and encodes 874 amino acids. Gene Ontology annotation, biological process: glucan catabolic process. The transcript has 3 exons.